This is a messenger RNA of Blepharisma stoltei, 1452 nucleotides long. Lineage: Eukaryota; Ciliophora; Heterotrichea; Heterotrichida; Blepharismidae. The record is from the annotation of a GenBank genome assembly.
AUGGGUUGUAUCCCAAGCAAGAAAAAAACGAUCCCAGAAACAACAUCCUAUGUAAAUAAAGUUGAAGAUCUAAGAGUGUUGCCAAGCACAUUUGUGCAGAUCAACCAAAGAUCUUUCUUAAAAGUUUACAAACUAGGCCGCUCUCUCGGUUCAGGAGCUUUUGGAGAAGUCAGAUUUUGCACCCACAAAAAGACAGGUGCAAGAAGAGCUGUAAAAAUUUUUAAAAAAGAUAUUUUUACAAGUGAAGCUGACAAAGAAAAAUUGGUCAAAGAAAUCGAAAUCUUGAGAAUUCUAGAUCACCCAAGCAUCGUCAGGGCUUAUGAGUUUUUUGAAGACACUACAGAUUUCUAUAUUGUAAUGGAGCACUGCAGAGGUGGGGAGCUAUUUGAAGAAAUCAUGAAAAAAAAGCAUUUCAAAGAGGAAGAAACCGCAAGUAUAAUGAAGCAAAUUUUUUCGUGCUUAGCUUAUAUUCAUUCAAAGCAUAUAAUUCACCGUGAUUUGAAGCCAGAAAAUAUUUUGCUGGACGAUCAUGCGGAUUUUUUGAAUAUAAAGCUAAUUGAUUUUGGCACUGCAACUAAAUUCACCCCAGGAAGCAAAAUUAAAGGGUCUUUAGGAACAGCCUAUUACAUCGCUCCAGAAGUUCUGAUAGGUCCUUACUCAGAAAAAUGUGACAUGUGAAGUGCUGGAGUUAUAACUUAUAUCUUGCUAGCAGGCUACCCUCCAUUUGAAGGGACAAAUGAUGAAGAAAUCAUCCAAAAAGUCAAGGCAGGAAUUUUUACCUUUAAAGGCUCAGCUUGGAAUAAAGUCACUGAAUUUGCAAAGGACUUAAUUAGGCAUCUUCUUGUCCCUGAAAAAGACAGAUACAGCGCAGCUGAAGCACUUAACCAUCCUUGGAUACGAGAUAUCAACAUAAAUAAUAUAGACAACACCAAGCUUCAGUCAACCUUGCAAAAUCUGUCUCUAUACACCUCUAACAACAAGCUGAGAGACGCAGUGAACACUUAUAUAGUGACUCAGCUUACUAAUAAUAAUGACACCAAAGAAGCUAGAGACAUUUUUAGAGCUUUAGACGAAAAUGGGGACGGAAAACUAAGCAGAGAAGAGCUGAUUAAAGGAUAUGUAAGACCUGGAGGAAUCACAGAACAAGACGUAGACCGAAUUAUGCGAGAAGUAGAUACAGACCUAAACGGGUAUAUUGACUAUACGGAAUUCCUGAAAGCUGCUAUAGAUCAGCAAAAAUUGGCGUCUCAAGCCAAUUUGAAAAUUACGUUUGAAAUGUUUGAUAGAGACGGAAGUGGGAAAAUUUCAGCACAAGAGCUGAAAGAAAUGCUGCAGGGGGAGAAUGCAACUAAUAGUGAGGUCUGGAAUGAACUUAUAAAGACUGUCGAUCAGAAUGGAGAUGGAGAAAUCGACCUCAAAGAAUUUGAGGAUAUUAUAAUAAGUAAAUUUUAA